UCUUUCAUUGGAAGACCCGCACUUUGUGAUCGUCGUUGAAAAGUAUUCAGUUUUAGACAAUAAAAUAUUUGGGUCUAAUAUGGAAGUUUCCAAAGCAAACGGAACAGAGAAUAACGUAGAAAAAUUCGACGCUGCUACACAAGAAGCUACGUAUUUAGACGAGGCAGAUGUCGAUGCGGAAUUGGAGGCCAUGAAAAAGAGAUUACAAGAAAUGGAAGAAGAAGCGAAUCGACUAAAAGAAGUUCAAGAACAAAGUGCCUCUGAAGUUCCUUCUUCGGAAGAGGUAGACCGACGCUCAGUAUAUGUGGGCAAUGUUGAUUAUGGUUCAACUCCAGAAGAGCUUCAAGCCCACUUUAAGGAAUGUGGAACUAUCAAUCGAGUGACUAUAUUAUGCGAUAAAUUUACUGGACAUCCAAAGGGUUUUGCAUACAUAGAAUUUGCGACAGAAGAAGGAGCGAAUAAUGCGGUUAUCUUGAAUGAAUCUCUUUUUCGAGGUCGUAACUUGAAAGUUUCAAUCAAACGAACCAAUGUUCCAGGAAUUAGUACUACGGAUAGAGGGAGAGGAAGAGGAUUUCCUCGAGGUAUAGGAUUUCGUGGAAGAGGAGGUCUAAGAGGAGGAUUUCGUGGACGAGGUUAUCAUGGCUUUCGAGGGCGAGGUCGAAUGACACCUUAUUAGAUCUUUGCAAAGUUGUCCAUUUCUAUACAUCGACUUGUUUUGGAGAAACGAAUUGUGAAAAUAAAAGAAAUAAAAACUGU
Messenger RNA from Galdieria sulphuraria, 756 nucleotides. RefSeq names its product RNA-binding protein. NCBI's taxonomy places the organism in Eukaryota, Rhodophyta, Bangiophyceae, Galdieriales, Galdieriaceae. The transcript has 3 exons. The record is from RefSeq and is a predicted model, not a curated record. Gene Ontology annotation, molecular function: RNA binding. Bases 80 to 676 code for a protein of 198 amino acids.